GACGCGCCCUGGUUCUCCCACCCGUCCGUCCUGCAGCAGAGCCAGGCCGCCCUCCGCGACGCCAUGGCCAGCGGGCAGGCGGCGCCCCCGGGCGGAGCGGGCGCGCAGAGCCCGCACGGCUCCAUGCUGCUGCUGUCGGGCGCCAUCGAAAUCGGCCUGCAGUGCGGCGAGGGCGGCCCCGACGCGCCAGGGGGCGCCGAGCGCAUCGCGCUGCUGCGCGCCGCGCUCUUCGCGGAGGCCGCGCGGUUGUUACUCGCGGCCCUUGGCUUCUCCGGCGAG
Prorocentrum cordatum is the source of this 279-nucleotide messenger RNA. NCBI's taxonomy places the organism in Eukaryota, Dinophyceae, Prorocentrales, Prorocentraceae. The record is from the annotation of a GenBank genome assembly.